AUGCAUUUAUCAAAAAGAAAUAUUCAGGCCAUGAAAAUACUCUUCUCCUCCUGGAACAUAGUCCUGUUGAUAGCAGGAAUCAUCGUAGAUGAAUGGGUUGAAUUGACUUCAGAAGAAAAAAGUACCAAGAUGAGCCACAGUCCAUGGAUGGUGUGUUGCACUAAGGUUUGGCCAGAAGAUGGCCUGGAGAUCAUCAGGAUUAUGAUGAUUUUGAUCCUCAACCUCCCCUUCAUCCUUAACUUGACUUUCGGUUUGGAAUCCACCUACAUAAUUCCGCAAAAUAGAUACAUCCACCUCAUCACUGCCAGCCUCAGUUUCCUCUCAGGUAUCCUUCUGUUUUGUGUACUCCUACUGUACUACCUGAAGCUGAGGCAAGGUCAAUCCCUGUACCUCUUUAGUUACAGAAUCAGCUGGAUCAGUUUCACUGGCCACAUAAACAUUUUCUUUCUUUUUGUUUGUGGAAUCCUCUCUCUCCUACAGUACGAGCAGUCCCAUAGCUGUUCCUGCUUGGACACUCAUCAAUCUGGCAUAAAAUGUAAGGAAUCUGGGAGUUCCAUAAAAGUUAUUUCGCUACCAGAAUGCACUGCAAGGCCUAGUGGCAUUGUCCAUGAGCACUCCGAGGAUUCAAACGAAGAUGUUCCCAACAAAGCACAAAUUCAAACACGUCGUGUAACCUGGGCUCUGUGA
Messenger RNA from Propithecus coquereli (Coquerel's sifaka), 687 nucleotides. It is a transcript of the gene TMEM225, whose product is annotated as transmembrane protein 225. Gene Ontology annotation, biological process: negative regulation of phosphatase activity. Lineage: Eukaryota; Metazoa; Chordata; Mammalia; Primates; Indriidae. The record is from RefSeq and is a predicted model, not a curated record.